UGUUCAUGGGUUUCUGCGUAGAGACUACACGAGGCAUUUCCUCUUGAAAAAGUUAUCGUUUCCGUUGCCGGAGCAAAAUCAAAGCGAGAGAUUUCUCUGAAAUCCGAAUUGGAGCAAUUCUCCGAAGGAUCGAUGCAAGAUAUUUUCCGACGCAUCUUCGACUGAAUCUUCUUUGGUUUGUCUUCAAAUCUUCUGUGUAAUGGAGAUGGCAAGUCUUCCUGAUGGUAACAUCGCCGAUUUACUGGACAGACGACCCAUCAACUAUAGCUAUGAUGUUAAUCAGAGGCUCCAAAUGCACUCGUCUUUGAUAAGAAGGCUCUCUCUUGAAAAAGAAUUGGAGGGUCAUCAGGGUUGUGUUAAUGCUGUGGCAUGGAACUCACGUGGAUCACUCUUGAUAUCUGGAUCAGAUGAUACGCGAGUUAACAUUUGGAGUUAUUCAACCCAGAAGCUUUUACAUAGUAUUGACACCGGGCACUCUGCCAACAUAUUUUGUACAAAAUUUGUUCCUGAAACCUCUGAUGAGCUUGUUGUGUCAGGAGCAGGAGAUGCUGAAGUUCGCAUAUUCAAUUUAUCACACUUAAGUGGUGGAAGAACUGAGGAGAAUGCUAUCACACCAUCGGCACUGUUUCGAUGUCAUACAAGGAGAGUCAAAAAGUUAGCUGUUGAAAUUGGAAAUCCUAAUGUAGUAUGGAGUGCGAGUGAGGAUGGAACUUUGAGGCAACAUGACUUACGGGAGAGUGCUUCAUGCCCUCCAGUUGGGUCUUCACGCCAAGAAUGCUGCAAUGUUCUUCUUGACUUGCGGUGGGGAGCGAAGAAGUCACUGGCUGAUCCUCCAAAACAUUGUCUGUUUUUAAAAUCAUGUGAUAUCAGUUCCACUAGACCUCAUCUUCUCCUCGUUGGUGGAAGUGAUUCUUUUGCUCGUUUGUAUGAUAGAAGAAUGCUUCCACCAUUGAGCUCCUGUCAAAAAAAGAUGAAACCACCUCCUUGUGUCAAUUAUUUCUGUCCAAUGCAUCUUUCUGACCAUGGGCGUUCAAAUUUGCACUUAACUCAUGUUGCUUUUAGUCCUAAUGGGGAAGAGGUUCUUCUCAGUUAUAGUGGAGAACAUGUUUACCUAAUGGAUAUGAACCUUGGCGGUGAUAGCGUUGUGAAAUAUACUGCGGAAGAUGUUCUAAACCAGACAUCUUUUACUCCUAUGCUCAUUGCCGCAGAAAGGACACAAGUAGCAACCCAACGGUUGCCAUAUGGUUCUUCCAUGAAAAGUCAUAUUUCUUCUAGGGUUAAUAAAUGCAAAGAACUGGUUCAAGCUGCUGAAAGAUGCUUGAAUGAAGGGAUGGAUUUUUUUUAUGGAAUUGAAGCAUGCAGUGAAGUAUUGGAUGGAAAAGGUCUUGAAAUUGUACCUGAGCUGAAGCAUGAAUGCCUGUGUACUCGUGCUGCUUUGCUCCUUAAGAGGAAGUGGAAAAAUGAUGUUCAUAUGGCUAUAAGAGAUUGCAACAAAGCUCGAAGCAUUGAUCCUUCAUCCUUCAGGGCACACUACUACAUGUCCGACGCUCUACUGCAGUUAGGAAAACAUAAAGAAGCUCUAGACUAUGCUGUUGCUGCACAGCGUUUAGCUCCAUCAAAUUCUGAGGUGGCAGAGAAGGUGGAGAGUAUAAAGGCGCAGCUUGCUGCUGCUGAAGCUGAUAAAAGUAACAAGGAAAAUGCUGGAGCGUCUAAGUCCGAAACUCGAUCUGGAAGAGUUCGAUCUGGUGUCGUACUUCACCGCUCAGAAGUGAACAGUGAUGCAUCACAGGAUGGUCCCAGAUCUGAAAGGGAAGAUUCUGAUUAUGAUGAAGAGAUGGAGUUGGACUUUGAAACGUCAAUAUCUGGUGAUGAAGCGCAUGAUGUUGAAUCAAACAUUCUUCGUGGAAGUUUAAAUCUGAGGAUUCACCGAAGUGAUUUGGCUAGAGAAAAUUCUUGUGCAAAUGGCUCAUGUGGGUCCCCCACGUCAUCUUCUCAGAACGAUAAUAUUCCUUAUCAGCCUGAAGCAGUGAUUGAUUUGAAGCAAAGAUAUGUUGGCCAUUGCAAUGUUGGAACUGAUAUAAAACAAGCCAGUUUUCUUGGCGAAAGAGGUGAAUAUGUUGCUAGUGGAAGCGAUGAUGGAAGAUGGUUUAUUUGGGAGAAGAGAACUGGAAGACUGAUAAAAAUGCUCCUUGGUGAUGAAGCUGUGGUCAACUGUGUACAGUGCCAUCCUUCCGACUGUACCAUUGCAACCAGUGGGAUUGAUAACACAAUCAAAAUUUGGACACCAAGAGCUGGGAUGCCAUCCAUGGUAGCUGGAGGAGCAGCGGGACCAGAGACAGCAAAUGUAUUGAGUGUCAUGGAAAACAAUCAACAUAAAUUAUGUCGCAGUCGUGAAGCCAUCCUGCCCUUUGAACUUCUUCAGCGGUUUAGUGUGCAUGAGUUUGCUGAAGGAAGCUUUCAUCCAUUUGAGUGUGCUCAGAGCUAAUCACUUUCAUGUUAAUUUGACAGUUACAGGUUAAACUUCAUGAACUUCAAUGAUGGAAUCAUCCGUUGUCCUUCAAAGCAUUAAAAAGGAUGCCAGCACAUUUAAAGGGUGGGAAGGUGGUAGAAAUGAGCAAACAAUGCCUGCAACAGACGAAGUUCUAUGUAUCUCAAAAGUAUAAUUGUGUCAUAAGAGUCUCAUGCCAACUGUACAUUUUUUUUAUUAUGGUAUACAUCAAUAAGAAAGGCUAUGUAUAGUUCCGGUUGGGUCUCCCGGUCUUUUAUUUCAACCAUCAAGCAUUUCCUGCAUAUUAAUGUUUUUUUCCAAAAUUGUGUUUUACUAAAAUCAUGGUCUCUAUGCAGCCUAUGUUCCAUUUGUACAGUUA
This is a messenger RNA of Telopea speciosissima, 2867 nucleotides long. RefSeq names its product protein ALTERED SEED GERMINATION 2. Gene Ontology annotation, molecular function: protein binding. The transcript has 20 exons. The record is from RefSeq and is a predicted model, not a curated record. Bases 200 to 2485 code for a protein of 761 amino acids. Gene Ontology annotation, cellular component: Cul4-RING E3 ubiquitin ligase complex; cytoplasm. Gene Ontology annotation, biological process: negative regulation of fatty acid biosynthetic process. NCBI's taxonomy places the organism in Eukaryota, Viridiplantae, Streptophyta, Magnoliopsida, Proteales, Proteaceae.